CACCCUCUAUGUCUGAGCACACGGAGUGGAGCAGACGGCAGCGGCCACACAAACACACUCCUAUCCCAGUUACACACACAUCACACACAUACGCACAGACAGUGACGGCUGCCAGACGCAGUGGGAAGCAAGCAGUCAGAGAAGAAAGCGAGUGAUCGCAGAGGGGAAGAGAAGAAAAGAGAGUUGGAGGAGGCACCUUGUGGAUCAGAGGGGAUUUUCCUCAGUGUGAGUGUUCGUCUGGAUCAGCCUGCUUCUUCCUGAGUGAAAGGAGUUGUUACCCAAAGCUUUUUUUUCUUUUGCUCAUCUUCCACUCCGGACUCCGUUUACCUAUCUAUUCCAGGAGCUUAACAAAAGAGGGAGGGAGGGGGAAAAAAAACAAAAAAAAACAGUCACAGCUUCAGCUCCAGACCACCCUCUAUCAUCCUCCUCCUCAUCCUGCUCCACAUCUAUGUGUGAGUUCACCAUCGUCUUCGGAGGAUAGGACACAGCAGAGAGCGUGUGUGUUCUCCCGGAUACGACAGAGGGAUCAGGGUCUUGUGCGGCUGGGAAAAAGAAGGGGGAAACAGACCCACUGGGAUAACGAGGAAUUGACGAGGAGCGACACGGGAACUGCGAGCAAACUGCGGGCAUGUGUGCUUUUUAGACUGUGAGGAACCGGCAACUAGAUCCCGUCCAUUCCUCCCUCCUCCUCAUCACUCUCUUCCUCUUGCCCCCUCAUUUACACUCUUUCUGUCCGGCUGGCCAAUCUCUCCUAUUGUUUCCUGUAUUGCCUCUCACAUCUUUUUCCCCCCCCUCUGUUGCCCCUCGAUUUAAACCCCCCUUUUUUUAUGUCGCCACUCCGGAUUCUGUCUGUCUCUUAAUACCAACAGGAAAGACUUUCCCCCCCUCCCCUUGAGCUCCCCGACAAGUAGACGGACUGAAAUUCCGAGUGUGUUUUCUCCCUGCAUCCUCGCCUAAAAGGAUCCAGGCGACGACCUCGGCGAGAUCGUACCCCCCCACCCCCACCCCCCCCUGACCCCCCAACUGCGAGCUUCUAUCCCCAGCCUGCAGGACCUCCAGUUGGAUUCCAGCUACAUGGGCAAGCGUUUGGAGCAGCAGCAAAUGUACCCCCAGUACACCUACUACUACCCCCACUACCUCCAGACCAAGCAGUCCUAUGCUCCUCCCCCUCCACCCAUGGCUCCACCCAGCCCCAGCACCACAGGAGGAGGUGGAGGUCAAGGAGGAGGUUUGGUGGAGCAACUAAGUAAGACAAACCUGUACAUCAGAGGCUUGCCGCCGGCUACCACUGACCAAGACCUCAUCAAACUCUGCCAGCCAUACGGAAAAAUUGUUUCUACAAAGGCCAUUCUGGACAAGAACACUAAUCAGUGUAAAGGCUAUGGCUUUGUGGACUUUGACAGCCCUGCAGCUGCCCAGAAAGCCGUGGCUUCGCUCAAAGCCAGUGGAGUCCAGGCACAGAUGGCCAAGCAACAGGAGCAGGACCCCACCAACCUGUACAUCUCCAACCUGCCAGUGUCAAUGGAUGAGCAGGAGCUGGAGAACAUGCUGAAGCCUUUUGGUCAUGUUAUUUCCACUCGGAUACUGAGGGACGCCAACGGACUAAGCAGAGGGGUUGGCUUUGCCAGGAUGGAGUCUACAGAAAAGUGUGACGUGGUCAUUCAAAAUUUCAAUGGCAAAUUCUUGAAAACUCCUCCAGGCAUGGCAGCCCCCGCAGAGCCGCUGCUAUGCAAGUUUGCUGACGGAGGCCAGAAAAAAAGACAGACCCAGAUCAAAUAUCCCCAGAACGGCCGACCAUGGACGCGGGAUGGAGAGAGUGGUAUGGCGCUGGCAUAUGAUCCCACCUCGAUGCAAAAUGGGUUCUAUUCAUCACCGUACAGCAUCUCCACCAAUCGGAUGAUUGCCCAGACGUCAAUCACACCCUUCAUUGCUGCCUCUCCUGUUUCCACAUAUCAGGUCCAGAGUACAUCUUGGAUGCCACAUCAACAGUAUGUUAUGCAACCUACAGGUGCUGUGAUUGCCCCGUCUGCAGCUAUAGAGCCCAGCUUGUCACUUCAUCCCUCUGGUGUCAUGGCGCCUCUCACCCAACAGAUGAACCACCUGUCCUUGGGCACUACAGGCACUUACAUGCCUGCUGCAGCAGCUGCUCCUAUGCAAGGAACCUACAUUCCCCAUUACACUGCAGUGCCUGCUUCUGCCAUCACAGUGGAAGGUGUGGUGACAGACUCUUCUCCACAGACAGCUGCCCCUUCCUUGCAGGACACCAGUGGGCAGCAGCCUUUAUCAGUGGAGAACACAGGGGAGCAUGGCACUGCCUACUCUUACCAGCAGACUAAAUAACAAGAUUGGUCAUUGCUGUGUUGCCUUGAUGAGGACUGCACUGACAGAGACAGAAACAAACCUGGAUAAUGUAAGGCCACAUGAACAUCUUGAAAGGAGGGAAUUUUCCAAAUUAAAACGGGGGGGAAAAAAUAACUUUGUUUUUUUAUCAAAAAAAAAAACCUUGUUGAAUGGAGAAAAGGACAACAGAGACCAUUUGCUGAGCUUAGGACAAUGAUACCAAAUGCAGUCUGUAUCUUUUGAAAUAACUUCUGCAAGUGGGACUGGACUUCGCCUUCAAAGGAAUAAAAAAAAAAAGAUAAGACAAAGACUGAAACAUCAACCAACAAGCUGUACAGAAGAAAAAUAACCUCUGAAUGUGCAGGUAGAUUUUCAGACUUUUGUAUGAAAAAAAGGAAUUAAAGACAAACUAGAUUGUCUUCCUUUGAUAUUAUCAUUUUCAUCCUUAUCAUUUGAGUAGUUUUCUAGGAGAUCAACGUUUUCGUAACUCUUUCUUGCCUUAAUUUUUCUCAAAGUGUGGGAAACGAUUUCCAUUGUGCUGACCUAUCGAAAAAGGGAGUGGAUGAGUAAGUUUGGGAGGAACCACACAGAUGAAACUGUACAGGAUUGCUUUCAAAAGGUAUUUGUUUGCAGAUGAUUGUAAUGAUUGGCGUGGUGCCGCUCAGCUCUUUAACGUGGGAAGGAUCAUUCCCACUGCUUACUGGCUGAAAACGCAGUUUGGUUUCUUCAUUGUAUUUAUAUUUUCGAUUAACUUAAAAAAAAAAAAUGUAAAACAGUUUUGUCUGCUUUACUUGUCUCAGUGCAAAUAGAACAGCUGUAAGGAGAAACGUUUAUGGCUUUGACUCAAAAGCAGAAACAAUUUUGAAAUGCGCAAAAGCAAUAGUUUAGUCUUUUGUAAAUCCGUAAAAGGCAGCCUGAAGGUGACAUAUUUUAUACCAAAGAUGAAGAAAAUAGCUAGAAAAGAUUUCUUCCUUUUGUUUUGUUUUUUAUUCUUUUACCACUGAAACUGAUUUUGUUGUUGCUGAUGGUCUACUGUACAAGAUCAUAUUUUGCUUUAAAAGAUGCUUUUUAUCAAACGCAAUGGGGAAAAAAAAAAUCUCUUACCAACUAAUAAGCUGUCAAAAGUUUGUUCAUUAGAAGGUUUGUAUCCUAUAGAAUAAUGAUGGCUAAUGUACACACACACCAAAUGUGUGACAUACGCGUCGGUUGAAUUGAAACAGCUGGACUUUUCUAGAUAGUUGAAGAUCUGUCACCUUUCAUCCAAAAAGCUUUUUCACCCUAACCUGUCCAUAAAAGAACAUUUUUAGGUAGAAACGCCAGAGUUUCAACCUUUUAUCCACACAGAAACAACGUUCUGUGUGGCCUAAGAGAUAGAUUGGGAACGUCUGAUAUUGUGUGGACAGGCAAACUGCUACUUUUUAAUAACAAUGACAUUGCCAUGCCGUCAUGUGACCAUAAAAAAUUGAGAAGACAGCUGCCAACAACAACAACAAUGGUAAACAACAAGGCUGUGUUUGUGUUGUGCAGUAGUUGCACAGUAGUACAACCUCAUCAACAUCUGUCAACUACCAUACACAAUUUUCUAAGUACAUCCACAAUUUCAGGUUAAGAACCACAAGACUUAGACUUAGACUUUCUUUAUUGUCAUUCACAUUUGAACUUUACAGUACAGAUAAGAAUUACAUUUUGUUGCAUUAGCUCGUUGUAGUGCAGCAUAAAAGAGCAAUAAGGUGCAGAUAUAAAUCGAUUUACUGUACAGAUAAAUAUAUUUCACUUUUGCAUAUGCAUCAACGUUGCAUGUAUGUUAUACUAUCUUUAUAGUCCAGCGAGUUAAUCCUUUUUUCGGGGGAAUUGUGGGGAUUAUUUUGAUGCGUUCAAGAGUCUUAUGGCCUGAGGGAAGAAGCUGUUACAGAACCUGGAGGUUCUACUACGGAGGCUGCGGAACCUCUUUCCAGAGUCCAGCAGUGAAAACAGUCCUUGGCGGCGGUGGGAGAAGUCUCUACAGAUUUUUUGAGCCCUGGUCAGGCAGAUGCUUUUUGCGAUCUCCCGGAUAGGAAGAAGAGGAGUCUUGAUGAUCUUUUCCGCCAUCCUCACCACUCUCUGGAGAGACUUCCAGUCUGAGGCACUGAAGGCUCCAGUCCAGACAGAGAUGCAGUUGGUCAGAAGGCUCUCUAUAGUGCCUCUGUAGAACGAGUUCAUUGUAACUAGCAUGUAGCUUCAACAUAGCGAUUCCUCUCUUCAAAAAUGAAAGCAGGAUCAAACCUAAGCAAAAGUCAGCAUUUUUGACCCCUUAAGGAGUCAAACUAUGUCUGAUGUGAGAAUAUUUGAUGGAAAGUUAAGAGAGUUUGACAGGAUGAUGGAAAACCACGCGCACUCGUAUUGACAUGUGCAACAACAACAAGGCAACAUGGCCGAAACCUACAGCGAGCUGUGAUCGACCGGUAAAUUGAGAGCUUUGCCUUCCGGCUCAGCUCCUUCUUCACCACGGCGGUCCGAAUGAUGUAGACGCCGCACAGAUCCACCUGUCGAUCUCACGAUCAACUCUUCCCUCACUCGUUAACAAGACUUAAGGGUACUUGAACUCUUCCAGCUUGGGCAGGAUCUCAUCCGCCCUCCACACUUUGGCGGGCGAGAACCAUGGACUAGGACUUGGAAGUGCUGAUUUUCAUCCCAGUCGCUACACACUUGACUGCGAACCGAUCCAGUAAGAGCUGAACAUCCUGGCGAGAAGAAGCCAGCAGGACCACAUCAUCUGCAAAAAGCAGAGACCUAAUCCUGCAGCCACCAAACCCGGCCUGACUGUGCCUAGAAAUUGUGUCCAUAAAAGUUGUAAACCGAAUCGGUGACCAAGGGCAGCCCUUGCGGAAUUCAACCCUCACUGGAAACGUGUCCGACCUACUGCCGACAAUGCUGACACUGAUCAUACAGGGAGCAGACCGACACAAUCAGGCAGCCUAAUACUCCACACUUUCUGUCCCACAAAUUAUUGCCAAUUGCUUGGAUUUACACAAUGUCAUGUCCGGCUCAUUAAAUAUGCAUGGUGGUCAAGCCAGCAUCUGUUCUCAAUGGGUACCAGGUGCCAUUUUGCCUUUCUCAAAGAAAAAUACCCUAAGCUUGCUUUGUUUUCAGCUGUACGAACCAUUCAAAUACGAAAAUAAUAAAUGUUUCUUCAAGAAGGGCGGAGGAGUAUAAUAUUUUACGAAAAAAGACAACAAAAGUGUCAGGCACUCCUGUCCAACGGAAUAGAGCCAAAGAAAGCACGAGUUUGCAGUGAGCUCUUUGUUAAAGGUUUGUUUGAUAUACUUUUAAGUAUUGCCUUGAUAUUAUAUGUAUUUUGUCUUGUUUCGGAGUUCUCAAAAAUGCAUUUUUGCUACAAGUGUUUCGUAAAGCACCAACUCGGUUAAUCUAAAAUAAAAGAAAGCAAAUGGGAGCAAAACCUAAAAGAGUUGAGCUUUUACCAAAGGCAGCAAUCAUAAAUGAAGCUUUCAGCACAUACACAACAUUGACAUCUAUAGUUAUAUUUUGAUAAAGACGGGGAAAAACACACGUACUUGUAAAUGGCGCGUGCAACAAAACGGCAACAAACAUGGCUGUAGACGCAAAGUUAAAUCAUGAAAAGCAACCUUACACAAGCUAAAACGAUGCAUAUUUAUCCGGGAGAAUCUUGCUACCAAUUUUCCUUGAGUUGUAGACCUCCAUGCUUUUCUAAGUUUUCAUCUGGGUUUUUUUGUGUAGAAUGAUGUCUGAAGCACAAUAGUUCGAUACGUCUGGGAACUCUAUAUCACUAAACUUUAUAUCACUAAAAAAUAUGUAUUUUUGAUAAAGUAUAGGGAUCUAUUACAUUGCAUAGUUUGAUUUUUUGCUCGUAUGUGCAUUUUUGCAGGAAGAUCUAGGCCUCUUGCUUACUCAGAUAGUUCGCACUAUGUUUGCUGAACAACAGCUAUCUUGGCUUGGUUAACCACCACUGGUUUUCCCUUCUGGGAUGAAGUCACGUGUCGGAAUACAAGCAAUGAACAAUAUUAUUGAAAGCAUUAUAUUGAGAUCAAAUUAAACACUAAUGUAAUCAUAAUAUAAAUACUUAUAAUGUAAGUAACACUUUUAAACACAAUCAACUUUUAUUUCAUUAAUAUUGAUUGGCUCAUCUUGCUUAUUCGGUUUGAAGCCAAAAUAUCGUCAAUACAUUUGGCUUUGUAAUUUAUUAUUUUCCUCCUAAUUUUUGCUACCUUGAGGUGCUUCUCACUCGCGAGUCGCAAUUAGCGAUGCUCUCUGUCCAUGCAUCCUGUGUAACAGUCCCACCUCCACCCACAGAGACAAUGAUUGUAGAUCACUGAAGGGAGAGUUCACUGUUAAUUUGAUUCUGCCAUUGAAAACAGCGUUGAGGUGCUAAAGGUGAUGAGAGUGAACCCUCUUGCACCCUGUUUGACUGCGAUAGACAAAGAAAACACACAAAAACGUGGCAAUUCAUAGAUUUUAUUUCAAUUUAUCGUUUAAUUAAAUGUAUUUAUUCAGCCUAGGCCGUAGACAUGAAUAAGGAGACUCCACACCUAAAAUGUUAGGACUGAAAACAACUUUUGGAUGAAAGGGCUUCAACUAACAGGAGUCCAGCAAUUCAAUGACCCCGAUGACUGAGAAUUUACACAGGCAAACACCAUGAGAUGUAAAAACGAAUUCAAGCCAAAAUACUUACAUAAAUGUACAAGCCAACUACAACAUGAGCAUAGCAAUGAAAAGGAAAGGGCAUUUCUGCACGGAACCAUUUAAGCUUAUGUAUUUCAUUAAUAGGUUAUGUAUCUCUUUUUUGUUCUUUGUUUUUUUACUUUUUGUGUGUUUUUUUAAGAAUUUGUGUAUGAGCUGCUAAAUACUAUGUCAGUGUUGGCGGGUGUGGAAAAUGCUGCACGUUCAGAAUGUUCCUCAAAAUCUUUUCAUUCAGCCAAGAUGAAACGCAUCUGGUUUACAGUUGUACAUAAAAAUUGAAAAAAAAAGAAGCAAAAGCAAAUGAAAUAGGAAGUGUUGCAAAAUGCAAUUUAACCAAAACCAACCAGACACAAACCUAAAUUUGAAGGCAGAGAGAGAGUCAAAUAUUUAUGUGAUCUGUUUUUGUACAUGUGUGAAAAAGAAAAUGCGACUGAAAAAAAUCUUUGAUGCUAUUUUUUUAUUUGCUUGGUCACAAGACCUCCAUGUCUUUUGAACUGUGAUUCUGAGAGUGUCUGUAGAGCCAGUGGAUAUUGAUGUGAUUUCAAAAUGUCUCUUUUGGUUUAGUUUUGUUUUCCU
Messenger RNA from Entelurus aequoreus (snake pipefish), 7611 nucleotides. Its product is annotated as RNA-binding motif, single-stranded-interacting protein 3-like. Bases 1075 to 2340 code for a protein of 421 amino acids. The record is from RefSeq and is a predicted model, not a curated record. Gene Ontology annotation, molecular function: poly(U) RNA binding; poly(A) binding; mRNA 3'-UTR binding. The transcript has 14 exons. Lineage: Eukaryota; Metazoa; Chordata; Actinopteri; Syngnathiformes; Syngnathidae. Gene Ontology annotation, cellular component: nucleus; cytosol; ribonucleoprotein complex.